AAAACACACAGUCACACACUAAAACAGUUUUAAGAGAGUAAAAAAAUGGGGAACACAUUCUCUCUUUUGAAAAUUUUUUGUUGGUUCCUCUGUCAAUUCAUUCUGCAAAAACAAUAAUACUACUCCUACCAGAACCAGUGACUACCGACUACUACUGCUAAUACUACUCUACAAAUUCUACAUAGGAUUACUGCACAGCUAAAUUGCUCAUCUCAAAAAAAGCAUAAGAGAGACUGUGAUUGAUAAUUAUUGCAUAGAGUGAGUCCCCCCACUUUCCUUUCCUCUUCUCUCAUUGCCUUCAAUUCCAAUGAAUAGUCAUAGUUCAGUUCUUCCAACCAAAAGUCUACAAAUUUGAUCAGUGAUCACAGUGAAGACACAUGACUAAAGUUCCCAAACACCACACAAAAAGCUCCAAUCCAUCAUCAAAGUAAUCAAACCCACAGUAUCACUUUUAUAGUACUUGUACUAAGAAGAAACAAACUAUAAACUGUAAAAAAAAAGGGGGAAAAAAAAACAAGAACCCCAUCCCAAUGCCAAAUCCCAAAUGCCGUCCCUUUAAUUCUUUCUUCUUCUGCAAAUCAUAAGCAAAUCCCACUUUGUUUUAUGCUCUGCUUCCUUACCUGCGGAUCAUAUUUUGAGUUUCUCUCACACACACUCACACAGUCGGGGGGCGGAAUUGAUUUGGCUUGCUGGCAGCUGGGAUUUGUUGAAGCUGGGGGUUGUUGCAUUUAAGUGGCUCUUAGCUCGAGGAGCUUAAAGUUUAACUAAUUGUGCUCGAUUUUGGGUUUGGUUUCUCAUUUUUAUGAGUUCUUAAAUCAAAGAGUAGAGGAGGAGCCGUGGAAUGUAUGGUCCGGGAACCGUGAAGACUGCAGGAAGAGGAAGAAAACCCUAGAUCCCGGAGAUUGGGGACUGUUGUGGUAUGGACGAGGUUUUCGAUUUUCCGAUUUCCAAUCCUAGAUAUUGUUUGCCAGUUCCAAUUUUAUAAUGUUUUAACGUGUUCAUGUUUGAAUAUUCAAGGCUUUUGUGGUUCAUUUGAUGAAAGCUGUGUUCCGAUGAAUUUUUGUUUAAAUAUGUUUUGAUGGAUUUGUCUGAUUGUCUGUACGUUGAAUAUUUUCGGCAUCUUCAAUUUGCGUGGAAACAAAGUCAUUCUCUCUCCCGCCGGCCCCAAUUUGAAUAAGGAAAGAAAGGAACAAUAACAAUCUCUCCCCACAAAUGAGAGAGAUGAACUUCAUAUAUUAGUGCAAGUUCUUUUUGUUGCUUCCCUGUGUUUAAUUGGGGGCGUGUCCAUUAUUGAAUGAGAGAUUUGAUUGUGAUUGAUUGCUUUGAAGAUUUUGCGUUUUAUUCAACUGUUUUUUUUAUUGAAAACUUCAGUUUAAUCCUUGAAAACGCUGUUCUUUUCCUUCAAUUAUAUUUAAUUAGGUUUGAUUGUUUGUACUUGUUGAAGAAACCAACCUUGCAAUGAUAUAAUACAAAAGGGUAAUAGUUUGGUAAAGCUCAUUCUUCUGGUACUGCUUGAUUUCUCCUGCAGAUUUAAGUGGGAAUUUGUGGCCGAGGUAGAAUUGUGAUGAUACAGAGUUAUGGAAAGGGUUCCCAGAUCAAAACCACUUCCAAGGCAGUUGCCCAUUCUUGCUGAGGUGACAAGUACUCACUUAACUUUUGUGAAGGAUGAGACCAGCAGAAAUUUGCCUCAUUCCCGACAUAAGCAAGAUUCAGACAUAUAUGCCACUGUUGGAACACGGAAGGGAAAGGAUAGUCCACUGGAAAAUGAGGAGCUAAUGGCUGAUGUUGUUUCCUUGAAGAGCAGUGUUGAUUCAUAUGAAGAAGUUGGUUCCACUUCAUUUCAUGGUGUUAGCCAUCCCCCAGAACCCAUUGAUACUGAUUUGAUGAAACCAGUCUAUGUGCCAAUUGGUCAGAGAAGAACAGAUGAUAGGUGUUUGCUGAAAAGUUUUUCCGUUAAGGGACCCUUUAUCGAAGAUCUUUCUAUCGGAGUUCCUGGUAGCAAACCUGAUCUGUCCCUGCUUUCACCUACAGAGAGCCUGGCAGAAGAGCCAACUGACCCUGUGAUAUUGUCCUCGCCAUUUGCUGUAUCUCGUCCAUCUCAAAAUACAGAAGCAAGUUUGCCUCCUGAUUCUGAAGAGAAAGAAAUCGUUUGGGAUGCUUCUUUACCUCCAAGUGGAAAUGUAAGCCCACACAGUAGCAUUGACAGUACAGGGGUGGUAACGGCUAUGAGUAUUGGAAACAGCUGCACGAGUACAUACCGUAGUGACGGGAUAAUGAGUGAUGGGAUGCUUAGUGUUGACAGAAAUUAUGAGAGUACAAAAGUGAGCACGCGAGGUGACUCACUCGAGAGUGCAAAAACCAGCCUUAGCCGAGCAAGUGAUAGUAGUGGCCUCAGUGAUGAUAGUAACUGGAGUAACAUAACUGGAAGUGCAAAUAAGCCUCACAAGGGAAAUGAUCCUAGGUGGAAGGCAAUUCUUGCCAUCCGUGCGCGUGAUAAUAUUUUGGGAAUGAGUCAUUUUAGGUUGCUGAAAAGACUUGGCUGCGGUGACAUUGGCAGUGUCUAUCUCUCUGAACUGAGCGGUACACGCUGCUAUUUUGCUAUGAAAGUAAUGGAUAAAGCUUCUCUUGCUAGUAGGAAGAAAUUGAACCGGGCUCAGACUGAAAGAGAAAUUCUACAGCUGCUUGAUCAUCCUUUCUUGCCAACUUUGUACACACAUUUUGAGACCGACAGAUUCUCAUGUUUGGUGAUGGAAUAUUGUCCAGGAGGUGAUCUGCAUACGCUGAGGCAGCGACAACCUGGGAAGCAUUUUUCGGAAUAUGCUGCUCGGUUCUAUGCUGCUGAGGUACUUUUGGCACUUGAAUAUCUUCAUAUGCUAGGUGUUGUUUAUCGUGACCUGAAACCAGAAAAUGUUCUAGUCCGUGAUGAUGGCCACAUUAUGCUUUCAGACUUUGAUCUUUCCUUAAGAUGUGCAGUUUCACCUACCCUCAUCAAAACCUCCUCCAUGGAUGAUCCUUUAAAAAGAGGAGCUGCAUUUUGUGUCCAGCCAGCCUGUAUUGAGCCCACAGCUGCAUGUAUGCAGCCAGCAUGCUUUAUUCCCCGCCUCUUCCCUCAGAAAAGCAAGAAAAAGUCUCCAAAACCUCGAACAGAGAAUUCACUAUCAGGGGGCAUGCUGCCUGAGCUAGUUGCAGAGCCUACUUCAGCAAGAUCCAUGUCUUUUGUUGGGACUCACGAAUAUUUAGCCCCUGAAAUCAUCAAAGGUGAAGGCCAUGGCAGUGCAGUCGAUUGGUGGACAUUUGGUAUCUUCUUACAUGAGCUACUCUAUGGGAAAACCCCAUUUAAGGGAUCAGGAAAUCGUGCGACCCUGUUCAAUGUAGUGGGGCAGCAGCUAAGAUUUCCAGACUCUCCAGCGACGAGUUAUGCCAGCCGGGACCUGAUCAGGGGGUUACUUGUCAAAGAGCCUCAACAUCGGCUUGGGACAAAAAGGGGAGCAACGGAAAUCAAACAGCAUCCAUUCUUUGAAGGCGUGAAUUGGGCUCUAAUACGGUGCAGUACUCCACCAGAGGUGCCAAGACCAGUAGAAGCUGAGUUCCCUGGAAAAUUCGGACAAGUUGACACCAUGGGGGUUGGCAGUAGUAGUAAGAGAAUAGUAGGUACAGACGUGAUGAAAUCUGGCGGUAAAUAUCUGGACUUUGAGUUCUUUUAGCUUAGGAAAAUCUAUAGGCUGCUCCCCUCUUUUUGUUGGUGGUUGUAUCAGCGUCUGGUAAUCCCUAGAGGAGCACGAGGGGUAUGUUUUAUUCAUGUGUUGUAGUCCAUUCUCUGAUCCGACAUCAUUCCUUCAUAUCUUUAAUGUUCAUGUGCUUCACGCCACCUGCUCUGUUAUUAGCUCCAUUUUUUGCUCCUGGAUGUCAUUGUCCAAGGGGGAGUCGUGCUUUGAGUUCUACUAUUAUAUAUAGUGGAGUGGGAAAAUUCUAUGCUGGUGUAAUUUUAAUAUAACACAAAAAAAAUGAGAUUCUCCUCUAUCAAAUGUUAUCCGUG
Messenger RNA from Oldenlandia corymbosa var. corymbosa, 4036 nucleotides. Lineage: Eukaryota; Viridiplantae; Streptophyta; Magnoliopsida; Gentianales; Rubiaceae. The record is from the annotation of a GenBank genome assembly.